CAUUGACUUUCCUGAAAGAUUAUACAAAUGUCAGUAUACUCUCUAAAUUGUAGUUAAAUGAAUAAUUUUCCAUGUAUGAUAAAAUUGCGGUGAACCAAGCAAACAUCAAUGACGUCAAAUCCCAAAACAUACACUUUGCACUCAUCUGGAUCGCUCAGCAAAAUUCUACAGAAUCAGAAAACUACAUUCCAAAAAAAUGCAAUCACAAAGUUGUACUUGGCUAAGAAGAAGCUACUCCCGGUCAUCAACGAUGUCAUUAAAACGGCGAAAGAAAUGGGAUCGAAAAAACCCCUCGACAAGUCGUACUACCUCACCGUUGACCAGUACAAAGACGCUGUUUGGGCUUCGCAGAUCCUCAGAGAGGUGAACGACAUGUUCAUACACAACAAAUUCAGAAAACAUUUGACCAAAUCCUUCAGGACUAACCGCUUCAACUUUGAUUGCUCUGAUGUGAAGGUGAACAGGGGUGGGAAAAUAUACGUGGACACAGCUAUCCUGGUGCAGCUGAUCGAGCUUCACAACAUACUGGGGGAAAUCAUCGACUACAUCCAGGAAGUGCCUUUGGAAGCGCAGACAGAUGGUCUGACCGAGACAGACGCUAGCAGCAAACCUUCCAAACUGGAAGAUAUACUCGAUGAGCUGGAAGAAAACACACAUUUCUCGGGAAGAACCAACAAGCUGACCAAGGAGAUACUAACUUCCUUGACGUUUCCCCUGCACAAUAAAUAUGUAGUAUUGACCGCUGAAUCGUCGGACACGAGAAAGAACUUGACUACGCUUCCUGAGGAGGGGACUUCUAACUCUGAGGUUAAUCUAACUGAUGAUACCCAGAAGGGUACGAGAAAAACUAAGUCGACCUCUUCUUUGAUGGAUGAUGAGAAGUCACAGGUAACCGAUGCAGCAGGAGCUCGUAGAAUAAUAGUCCGAUGUAUGUCAGAUCUUGAUAAAGUGCGGCAUUACCUCGAAAGAGAUUUCGUAACAGGAAUAUCUAGCGUGGAACAUGGAUUGGACCUAGGCGAAGUGCUGGAGGAGCCAGAUCGAGACAUCCAAGAGGAGCCUGAAGAUCGAGAAGAGAAUCGAGAAAAUCAGGAAGAGGACCAGGAAGAUCAGGAUGAGGACCGGGAGGAUCAGGAAGAGGACCGGGAGGAUCAGGAAGAGGACCAGGAAGAUAGGAAAGAACAGGAAGACCGUCAAGAAGAUCAGGAAGUACCCCGCCAAAGAUCGUCUAUUAAAUCAGACAGAAAAGUUUCUCACGUCGAUCAUGAUGAUAGAAAGUGCUGCUGUUCGGAAGAGUGUCCGGCAGAUCAACCAUUGGAGUUCACGUGGCAGGAAGAUGGUGAGACGAGCAGCAAGUUGAUAAUCUGCAUCAAAGGAAAAUCGGAAGAAGAAGGCGAUGUACAUAUAGUUAUAAAACAAUGUCCGGAGUGCAAGUUGUUCGAUGGGGGCCUUACAUCAUCAUCCCCUAGAGAUCAAAGCAGAAUCGGGGUUGCUUCCAAAACCAAAGAGUUAUCAAGGGAACCAAGCAAAGUCAAAGAAGUACCUAGAGAUCCAAGUAAAAUCAAAGACAUACCCAGAGAUCCAAGUAAAAUCAAAGACAUACCCAGAGACCCCAGUAAACCUAAAGAUAUAUCCAGAGACCAUGUCAACUUUGAAAGUGAGAUUCUUCACGGUAAGGACCCGGAGGAAGAUUGCGACAUAUCUUCGUUGGAAGAGAUAGAGGGUCCGGAAAACCUCAACAUAAUUUUCAACACCACCGACCCUUCGAAAUCCGUGGUGGAAGGCGCCAGGAAGAGAUCGCAGCAGCAGAAGAGUAGCCCCCAUCUCGAUCCGGCCAAGACAAUAUCGACGAUAAAACUGAAUGAAACCAUCAACUUAAAUUUGCAGACGGAAGAGGGGCCCGAACUGAUUAUAUCUCUAACAGUCAGGCCGAAGACACAGGAGCCCAUUCUCGAUCUGAAAGAGAUUUUCAGCGAGUCCCAGACGGACGUUCCUGAAAGGGACAGAGACCAACCGGAGAAAGACGAAGCUCCGAAAGAAGGUGAUGACGAAGACGACUUGGUAAUACCGCUAUCACGAACGAAGAUUUGUUCGUCGUUGGAAUUCGACGUGCAAACCGUCAACUCGAGGAUGAAAGCGACUGGAAUAAAGCACAAAAACGCGAACAUCACCUUCCGGCUCAACGAUUUGGGAGUCAACAAUUUAUUGAGGGCGUCCAGGCCUGUGAAAUGCGGUCGAAAGGCCGUUUUGAACGAGACUCUGAUGAAGUGUUUGCCAUACUCGCCUAGUUUGAAAUCUCUGCCACUUGAAGACGUUGACACAGAGAUAAUAGAUCAGUCUUUGAACAUGAGCGUGACUAAGAGCAAGCACUCCACCAUUUACAUGAAAGAGUCCAAGAUGUCUCACACCUUGGGGAUGAAUACUAGCAGGAAGCCUCCUUUGGGCGAGACUCGUUCUAAGCAAGUUUACUUUGUUUAUGUACAUUUCCCGAAAGUGAUGUUCAGAAAAGAUUCGGAGAAAAAAACUUCUGGGACAGCAAAUUUAUUAGGCUUCUACAUCAAUCUCGAAAGCGACAUCCGGGAGGAAUGGCCCAUUUUUGACGUCAGAUACUUCGUGAUAGAAAAUAUUGAAAAAGACCUUUGCGAUAAAACCGAUCCUCCAGAAACUGUAUUUAGUGUCAGGUUGAAGAACAGAAGAGCGAAUGUUGUGACUGAUGAUGACAAAUUGAAAGUUAAUGGUUUGGAGCGCAAAAAGUUGUCUAGUUCAAGCGAUUCUUCAAAAUUUUCUAGUAAAAUUCCGAUUUACAAAUAUAGAAAGUGGAUGAAGAGUGAGGAAAGGAGAAAUAGGAUGGUGGAUGUAUAUAAUGUUACUUUGGGACCAUUGCCUGAGAAAAGUAAGGAUUCUGAAGGACUAAACGCUAAUUCCAACAGUGUAGUCAGCUGUGACAAACAAAUGAACCAUCGACCCAGCCAAUUCAAUCAUGCGGGCACCAGUGCAUUCUCCUUGAAACGUUCCAAAAAUAAAAGCCUUCUGACAGUUAAGAACGUCAGUCAAACAAACACAAUCGAGCUUUUUCCGGCAAAAAACUUCACCUCCGUCGAGAGUUUGGAAUAUUUCAACUCGUUUCUGCGGAACGCCGCCAUUUUUCAAGGUUCAACGACAUCUCGCGGUUUGCGAAAGAAGAAAGAGUUUUAUGAAUCGAGAUCACACUCUUUGCUAGUUAUGCGCGCCUCAACAGAGCACGGCAACACCGGAGAUGUUACCAAACUAGCAACUGCAAACGAAGCUAAUGGAAUCGGAAAAAAGUGCAUUAGGCACAACAACGUUGAUCUGUCUUCUACGCAGUUCAAGAAACAACUGAAUAUCGAGAAGAACGUUUCAAAGAUGUUGAUAAACGAUUUGUCGACAUUUAUCUACGAAAAUUUCAUCAAAGACUUGUCUUCGGGAGCGAAACUUGAAAUUUUUAAAAAAAUUGACUCAUUUCUGAGUUCACAUUCAAAGAUCAAAGGAAAGAUGCAGUCCGUUAAUCGAAGUGGCAGUGGAAAGGGCAGUUG
Molecule: messenger RNA, 3551 nt
Organism: Leptinotarsa decemlineata (Colorado potato beetle)
Lineage: Eukaryota; Metazoa; Arthropoda; Insecta; Coleoptera; Chrysomelidae
Source: RefSeq, a predicted model, not a curated record